UCAACAAUUUUAGAUCUACAGCUUGAGUUUUCUUAUUUACAUUUGUUGAAAAUAAUGGUAUGGUUAAUGGCUGGCAUAAUCCUGCCGUGGAUCGGAAUAUGUGAGUGCGCAGUUUUGAUGUAAGCAGAUAGGUUAAUGAGUUUCAAAACACAUGCCAAAGUAUGAAAACUAGAGUGGUUAGUAUAGGGCAACACCUGCUAGAAAGUGGUUCCCAGCGGCAGGAUAAUGGAGAAACUAGUUGGGAUCUACCACGGAUACGCCCAGCUCAUUGGCCUGACGUCCUACAGAAUAGUCAAUGGUGAAUUGAAGAAAUCGAGGAUGACCGAGGCAUAUGUCCUGGCAUGGAACAUUGCAACCGUCUUUAUUUUGGCUUGGAUGGUUUGGAGUGCUGGGUAUGAAAAUAUAAAGGAUAUGAUGAUGUCGUCCUUGUUUCCGGAAAUGAUGUCUAUAAUUCCAUUAGUUGUCUAUUCGGUUAACUAUGCAGUCAUAGUAUAUAUUCUGAUAUCGCGCCCGUAUCGGGAUAGUAUGUUAUAUGAUUUGAUGGACAUUACCAAUCAGUUAAGUCGCAAAAUGGCGCUGGCUGGAAGGAAAACGAACUUAAAACUAAAGAAACUGCUAUAUUUGAAGUCGUUUGCCCUCACCUACCUUACGCUGGGAUCUUUCAUAUCACUUUUAUUUCUAAAAAAAGGAUAUUUUGAAGUAACUUUAAUGGGCAUAGCUUACAGCAUCCUUAACGUCAGCAACUACUUUUACUUCACGUCCUUUUGGCAAAUCGUCAGAGGAUAUGACUUUGUAGAUCAAGAGAUCAAAAAUCUUACCACCUCAAAGUCAGAAAGCCAUGUUGAGAAUUUCGCGGAGGAACUACGAGAUCUGUGGUCCCUUCAUUGGACUCUCAGUCGAAUGGCCAGCAGAAUAAGUCGAGUCUAUGGAGUCCAGAUGAUCGUCUCGCGAACUGAAUACGUUCUAUUCUCUGUUGUAUUUGGCUACGUGGGAAUAAUUUGCAUGUUCCAAGGAUUGAGUCUGAAAAUACUUCAUGUGGGUCUAAUAUACCUCGUUCGAACCUGGGACUUCUUCCUGAUCGUUGUCAUAUGUGACCUGACCGCACGUUAUCAGAAUCGGCCGAAACACGAACUCGUCGAAGGAGAAGUGAACCAGAAGGCGCUAAGUGCAUAUCUGAUCUAUGAGAGCAGCAUGAGACUGGAUUUGAAGGUAUGCGGACUUUACGUUUCCAACAGAGGCAGGUGGCUUGAAAUGAUGGGUGCUAUUGCUUGCCAUGCUAUAUUGUUGCUUCAGUUUCAUUUGACGCUGAGUAAAUAA
Messenger RNA from Drosophila santomea, 1317 nucleotides. Its product is annotated as putative gustatory receptor 59b. Gene Ontology annotation, cellular component: membrane. Gene Ontology annotation, biological process: sensory perception of taste. Bases 226 to 1317 code for a protein of 363 amino acids. NCBI's taxonomy places the organism in Eukaryota, Metazoa, Arthropoda, Insecta, Diptera, Drosophilidae. The record is from RefSeq and is a predicted model, not a curated record. The transcript has 2 exons.